Molecule: messenger RNA, 1298 nt
Organism: Cicer arietinum (chickpea)
Lineage: Eukaryota; Viridiplantae; Streptophyta; Magnoliopsida; Fabales; Fabaceae
Product: deoxyhypusine hydroxylase
Biological process (GO): peptidyl-hypusine biosynthetic process
Molecular function (GO): deoxyhypusine monooxygenase activity
Source: RefSeq, a predicted model, not a curated record
UUAUUAUUCCAUCUACACUUUGACCCAAAACUCCAGAACAACCCUGACUUUUGCCCUCACCCAAGACCACCGACAUUCCGGCGGCUUUUUCCGGCUACCCGGCACUGUUCUUCCUUCUUUCCCAAUCGUUUAGUUCUGCCUUGAAAUCCUAACUUGCAAACGAGACUUUGAUCCAUAAGCCCCAACUCUGAGACAUUCAUUCACAGUUUUUGUUAAAUCACUAUGUCUGCGAAUUCACUGAACGACGUCGCUUUGUGUUCCUCUGAGAUGGAGAAGUUCCUGUGCGAGUUGCUAUUAGACUCCAACCAACCCAUCUCUGAGCGUUUCAGAGCCCUCUUUUCUCUUCGAAACCUCAAAGGUUCCGCCCCUCGCGCCGCUCUUGUUCUCGCAACCAGAGAUUCAUCUAAUUUGUUGGCACACGAAGCUGCAUUUGCAUUAGGUCAAAUGCAAGAAUUGGAAGCCAUCCCUGCAUUGACCUCUGUUCUUAAUGAUCUUUCUUUGCAUCCCAUUGUUCGCCAUGAGGCAGCUGAAGCACUUGGUGCUAUUGGUUCAGAGAGUAACGUUUCUCUGUUGAAGCAUAGCUUGGAUUCUGAUCCGGCUCAAGAGGUUCGAGAAACAUGUGAAUUGGCUCUUCAACGUAUUCUGAAUUUAAAAAAUGCUGAUGAUAUUACUGGUGAUUUGACUGCACCCGGUAUAUCUCCCUUUAAGUCUGUUGAUCCUGCAGCGCCGGCCACAUCUUGUUCUUCAGUUAAUCAACUAAGGGAGUUACUUCUCGAUGAGGAAAAAGGGAUGUAUGAACGCUAUGCGGCUCUGUUUGCACUUCGAAAUGAUGGUGGAAAUGAUGCUGUUGCUGCUAUUAUUGAUUCCUUGGGUUCAAAGAGUGCUUUACUGAAACACGAGGUUGCUUAUGUUUUGGGCCAAUUGCAAGACAAAGCUGCUUCAGCUGCUCUAUCCAAUAUACUUAGAGAUGUGAAUGAGCACCCAAUGGUUAGACACGAGGCUGCUGAAGCUCUUGGCUCAAUUGCAGAUGAACAAAGUGUAGCCCUUCUUGAGAAGUUUACGGCAGACCCAGAGCCUCUCGUCGCACAAAGUUGUCAAGUUGCUCUAAGCAUGCUAGAAUUUGAACAAUCAGGGAAAUCGUUUGAGUUCCUGUUCAUGCGCAAUCCAAUUGUACAUUAAAUCUUUUCUUGUGGGGAUGUAUUUCGAUUAUGUUUAGACAUAAAGAAUCUGCAUGAGAUUGGAGGGACAAGGACAAAACUGACAUAGACACAGAGAAACUGGUGGAUUUAUACUAUUCU